GGGGGAGCGUUUGCCCCGCGGGCGCGCCGAGCAGGGUCAGAGGAUCAGGUCCAGCGCGAUCCGAGCGCCCGGGACCCCGUGGCCGUGGGCGAGGGAGGCGUGCCCGGAGACGGAGCCGCAGCUGGGACCUGAAGAGUGAGGGAAAGGGGUCGAGAGGGCGACCUGGAGGAGGGCUCUGAAGUGCCGUCAGGUCGACUCUUCAGGUGAUGGGCAGAUCAGAAAGUCAGAUGGAUAUAACCGAUAGCAACACUCCAAAGCCAAAGAAGAAACAACGAUGGACCCCAUUGGAGAUCAGUCUUUCUGUCCUCGUUGUUCUCCUCACCAUCAUUGCUGUCACGAUGAUCGCACUCUAUGCAACCUAUGAUGAUGGUAUUUGCAAGUCACCAGACUGCAUAAAAUCAGCUGCUCGACUCAUCCAGAACAUGGAUACUACUGCUGAGCCUUGUUCUAACUUUUUCAAAUAUGCCUGUGGAGGUUGGCUGAAACGCAACGUCAUUCCUGAGACUAGCUCCCGUUACGGCAACUUUGACAUUUUAAGAGAUGAACUGGAAGUCAUUUUGAAAGAUGUUCUUCAGGAACCCAAAACUGAAGAUAUAGUAGCAGUGCAGAAAGCAAAAACAUUGUACAGAUCUUGUAUAAAUGAAUCUGCUAUUGACAGCAGAGGCGGAAUGCCUCUACUCCAACUUCUACAAGAUAUAUAUGAAUGGCCAGUAGCAACAGAAAACUGGGAGCAAACCUAUGGUACUUCUUGGACAGCCGAGAAAUCCAUUGCACAACUGAAUUCUAAAUAUGGGAAAAAAGUCAUUAUUAAUUUUUUCAUUGGUACUGAUGAUAAGAACUCUGUGAACCAUAUAAUUCAUAUUGACCAACCUCGACUUGGCCUCCCUUCCAGAGACUACUAUGAAUGCACUGGAAUAUAUAAAGAGGCUUGUACAGCAUAUGUGGAUUUUAUGAUUUCUGUGGCCAAAUUGAUUCGUCAGGAAAGAGGGCUGCCCAUAGAUGAAAACCAGAUUUCUUCAGAAAUGAAUACAGUUAUGGAAUUGGAAAAAGAGAUUGCCAAUGCUACAGCUAAACCUGAAGAUCGAAAUGAUCCAAUGCUUCUUUAUAACAAAAUGACAUUAGCCCAGAUCCAAAAUAACUUUUCACUAGAGAUCGAUGGGAAGCCAUUCAGCUGGUCAAAUUUCACAAAUGAAAUUAUGUCAACUGUGAAUAUUAAUAUUGCAAAUGAGGAAGAUGUGAUUGUUUAUGCUCCAGAAUAUUUAACCAAACUUAAGCUCAUUCUUACCAAAUAUUCUGCCAGAGAUCUUCAAAAUUUAAUGUCCUGGCGAUUCAUAAUGGAUCUUGUAAGCAGCCUCAGCAGAACCUACAAGGAGUCCAGAAAUGCUUUCCGCAAGGCCCUUUACGGCACAACAUCAGAAACAGCGACCUGGAGGCGUUGUGCAAACUAUGUCAAUGGGAACAUGGAAAAUGCGGUGGGAAGGCUUUAUGUAGAAGCAGCAUUUGCUGGAGAGAGUAAACACCUGGUUGAGGAUUUGAUUGCGCAGAUCCGGGAAGUUUUUGUUCAGACUUUAGAUGACCUCACUUGGAUGGAUGCUGAAACAAAAAAGAGAGCUGAAGAAAAGGCCUUAGCAGUUAAAGAAAGAAUCGGCUAUCCUGAUGACAUUAUUUCAGAUGAUAACAAACUGAAUAAGGAAUACCAGGAGUUGAACUACAAGGAAGAUGAAUACUUUGAGAACAUAAUUCAAAAUUUGAAGUUCAGCCAAAAUAAACAACUAAAGAAGCUUCGAGAAAAAGUGGACAAGGAUGAGUGGAUAAGUGGAGCAGCUGUGGUCAACGCAUUUUAUUCUGCAAGCAGAAAUCAGAUGGUCUUCCCGGCUGGCAUCCUGCAGCCCCCUUUCUUCAGCGCCCAGCAGUCUCACUCCUUGAACUAUGGCGGCAUCGGCAUGGUCAUAGGACACGAAAUCACCCACGGCUUUGAUGACAGUGGCAGACAUUUUAACAAGGAUGGAGACCUCGUUGACUGGUGGACUCAGCAGUCUGCAAAUAAUUUUAAAGACCAAUCUCAGUGCAUGGUGUACCAGUAUGGAAACUUCUCCUGGGACCUAGCAGGUGGACAGCAUCUCAAUGGAAUGAAUACACUGGGAGAAAACAUUGCUGAUAAUGGCGGUAUUGGCCAAGCAUACAGAGCCUAUCAAAAUUAUGUUAAAAAGAAUGGCGAAGAAAAAUUACUUCCUGGACUUGACCUAAAUCACAAACAACUAUUCUUCUUGAACUUUGCCCAGGUAUGGUGUGGAACCUACAGGCCAGAAUACGCCGUCAACUCCAUUAAAACAGAUGUCCACAGUCCAGGCAGUUUCAGGAUUAUUGGGACUUUGCAGAACUCCCCUGAGUUUUCAGAAGCCUUUCAUUGCCUCAAGAAUUCAUACAUGAAUCCAGAAAAAAAAUGCCGGGUUUGGUGAUCAGAAGAAGCAGGGAAACCCUUGGCUAGACUUGUCAACAGCACAGAAAUGGCAAACUCUGUGGGCCACAGAGGACACUAAUUUCCUGGGGAGAGUUAAGAGAGAUGGGAGCAUCAUAAUAAAAAUGAAGUUCGGUUAUUCUGGAGAAGGCGUGGAGCUCCGGGUCUAAUGUCCAUCGAAUCAAUCAUUCCUCACUGUGUAAAUAAUGCUUACUCUCUAAAGAUACUAUUACCAUUCAUUUCUCUUUCUCGUGUGAUCUGCCAGUUUGAUGUUGUCUCUUGAAAACAGCGUUAACUACUAUGUAGAGCAGGAUUUCUAAUCAAAGGGAGGAAGAAGAGGUCGAAGAACCUUAUUGGCACCAAAUAGCAGUGACGUGAGAGUUAAAAACUCAUUACUGAAGUACUUGUUUUUACUUUUCUUUGCAACAUUUAUGCUCCUUCAAAUCUCUUCCAAAGAAUUCUUGUACAUAUUGGGGCCUUGGGACUGAUGGAGUUUUAAACUAGCUGUGCCAACCAUUGGUUAUUCAUUGUGAGAUCACUUUAUUUUAAGCACUUAGGGCUAAAAUGAAUGUUGAAAACUGCUUUUUGUUGUACGUGCUUUGACUGAUACUGAAAUUCUUGAGGCUCCCUGAAAUUUUUUAAGCAAUUUCUUGAUAUCUCUCCUCUCUCUCUCUCUCUCUCUCUCUCUCUCUCUCUCAAAACUGGUCUUUUUAAGAGAUUUGUAGUAAUGUAUAAAUAAUAAUUUUUAUAUUUAAUUAACUACAUUUAUGACUAAGUGAUUGUUAUAGGUCACCAUUGAAGAUUGAAGUUUCAGACUGUGAUAAAUAGUUAUGAACCAAAAUCUGUAAAGUGAUAUACAGAUGAAAAUUUUGAGACUUUUUAAACUUAUAAAUCAUAUUGAUGAAAAGAUUUAAGUACAAACUUUGGGUUAAAAAUUGCCAUCAGACAGUUGUCUAAAGAUACAUAAGACCUGUGGUUUACAAGCAGGGUUUUCAAAAUUAAAUCUGUCCCUGAGGUGGCGAUAAUAAAAGGGCAAAACUAUAUCUCUAUAGCUCUGCAUCUCAUCUUUUCAGAUUUGUCACCUGAUGCAAAUAUUUUGAUAAUAAAUGGAAAUUGUGAAUCCAUUCCUCACUAAGCCUGUUAUGCCAGCCGUGUAGCUUUGGAACUUGCAUACCUGAAUAGAAAUGAGCGGUUUCCACGCCUCUGAGAGACCUGCUUCUGAAAUUCUAGCUCGCAGAGUUCUGGGAGGGGGUUGUUUAGUUCCUGAUAGGAGAUCAUCUCUUGAGGCUUUUAUGUUCUUCUCCUUUCCUAUCCUGUUGACUGGUUUAGUUCAUUUCAUUACUUGAUUAAUAUUUUACAAAAAAGGUACACUUCCAAGAUCUUUAUUUUUCCCAACAAAAUAUGAAAGUGAGGAUUUUGUUUUUCCUGUUGGUUGGUUUUACUGCUUGAAAAAUGCCCAUUUAUCUUUUUUUAAAAAAAGUUAUUGAAAUAUAACAUAUAUACAAAAAUUUCAUAAAGCAUACGUGUACAGUUCAAUGAACUUUCUUCAACUGAACACAGCCCUGUAACCAGCACCUAUGAGAAAUAAAACAUUACCUACCAGCUCCCUAGAAGUGCCUUCUCCCAACCAUCAAUCACUUCACUCCACCAAGGACACUACUGCCCUGACUUCUAAUACCAUACAUUAGUUUUGCUUGUUUUUGUCUUUUAUGUAAAUAGGAUCAAUCAGCAUGCAUUCUUUUUUGUCUAGUUUCUUUCAGCAUUACAUUUGUGAGAUUCCUCUAUAUUUUUGCAUUUGAUUGUGGAUUUUUCAUUCUCAUUGCUAAAUAAUCUAUUCUGUGACUAUUGUGUACAAUUCACCAUUCCAUUGUUGAUAGUCACUUGAGAACUUUCCAGUUUGAGGAUGUUAGAAAUAGUGCGAUUAUGAACAUGCUUGCAUAUUAUCACCUUUUUAACUUGAAAUUUUAAUGAACUCAUUUCCACAAGUGCUUCCAAAGUUAUGAAUAUUGAAAAUACCGUUUCAAACUCACUGUGGAUAUUCUUUUCCUUUCCCCCUUUGUCACUACCACCAUUAUCAUGAAUAAUUUAAAACAUGUGUAUAUUUUCUUUAAGUAAACUGAAAAUAUUCCUAAAUAAUAUCAGCAGUUGGAGCAAUAGGAGUGGUUAGCUUUGAAGAGAACAGCUGUUUUUAAAUGGUUUAAUUUCUUUCCUGUCAGAGCAGCAGAAGCCAUGAAGAGCUACUAGUACAAAUUAUAAAAAGGCAUAGCUCUCCACUGCUAACUCUAAAAGGUCAGGCUCCCAUCCAUAUGGAGGGCCUUGUGUGACAUAUCCUUGGGGGAGAGGGGAAACUCUCUAGUGUCUGGAUCUCCUGUCUCCAGACAUAUUAGAUUCUCUGAGGCUAAGGGACAGACCAGAGUCAGAAGACCAAUACCUCCCCACCCCUCACAUAUGAGGACAUUGUACAUAGCACUGGUGUUGAGUUCUGUGGGGCCUUAUGGUCUCUCUCAACCACUCCCAGUCAUCUGGAGUUGUUCCAUCAAGUAAGGCCUAUCUGGAAUCUCACACAUAAAUCCAAUCUCACCAUGGCUUACUCUUGGUCAAGGAAAGAGUUUAGAAGCUGAGACACUGGGUUGGGAGCCGAUGUAAUUCUGGGAUAAGGAUAGGAAGAUGUUCUCAGCAACACCAUUGGUCAGGAGUCUGCCUCUGUGUUGCAUUGUCCAUGUGGAUUCCAGGUGUAAGGUAGAAAGAAUGUUAUCCAGGGAGAAGAUUCCUUUCUUGUAAUUCUAUUCUGCCAUUAAUGUCAAGGUGACCUUUGGAAUUUUAUCUGUUUUCUUGGGCCUUUGCUUUUCUACCUGAAAUAAAAGAGAAUUAGAUUCUACCAAUAGUUCUCAGCAAGAGAAGGAGAAUGUGUACUGCCUUACACAUAAUCUGUCCCCCAGUUGAGAACCAUUGGAUAAGAUAAUUUCAAAAUUCCCGUGUAUGUGCCUGAGUCUAAUUUGACCACAUUUUAGUCCAAAGAAAAGGGCCAAAGUUUUAUUUAGUUAUGGUCUGUCCUGUUCUCUUAGAUUUAUCAAAAGCCUUAAUUAUUCCUGUUGUUACAGAUGGUGUUCUCAAAGUAGAUAACUUGAAAAUAAGACUCUACCCUGUCAAACAUGGAAAAUCAAAGUUUUAUCAGGUCCAGUCUCAAAAAUACAAACUAAAACCAGUUUUUAAAAUAUUAUUGCUUUUAUGCCAAGUCAGCCCUGUUCUGGCCUUCCCCCACCCCGUUAAACCUCCACAGCAUUUAUGUCUUGAAAAAUGUUCAGGCCAAAUGGAGCUUGUAUCUCUUUCUUACACUUCCUGCUAGCCAAAUUGAAUCUUUUUAAAAACGAAUGAUAAUAAACUAUUUUACCAAUA
Messenger RNA from Hipposideros armiger (great roundleaf bat), 5854 nucleotides. RefSeq names its product membrane metalloendopeptidase (gene MME). The transcript is spliced from 23 exons. Gene Ontology annotation, molecular function: metalloendopeptidase activity. The coding region runs from base 207 to 2459 and encodes 750 amino acids. Gene Ontology annotation, cellular component: plasma membrane. The record is from RefSeq and is a predicted model, not a curated record. Lineage: Eukaryota; Metazoa; Chordata; Mammalia; Chiroptera; Hipposideridae. Gene Ontology annotation, biological process: amyloid-beta clearance; protein processing.